Letharia columbiana is the source of this 1149-nucleotide messenger RNA. RefSeq lists its product as uncharacterized. The record is from RefSeq and is a predicted model, not a curated record. NCBI's taxonomy places the organism in Eukaryota, Fungi, Ascomycota, Lecanoromycetes, Lecanorales, Parmeliaceae. The transcript has a single exon. The coding region runs from base 1 to 1149 and encodes 382 amino acids.
AUGGACAUAGAUGGUCACGGCCAUAAUCAUAUUACCUCCGCUGAAGCAGACACAGACACAGACACACAAGCUCGACUGAAUACUCGACACACCUUGCAAGACAAAGACAAAAACAAAAACAAAAGCAACAGAAAUGCGAAGCGUACUCGUAGCAAUCUCGCAAUCUUCUCAUCAUUCUACAUCAUCCUCGCCCCGGUCAUCCUCUUCAUCAGCUACAUCCUUACUCUUUCUAUCUACCAAAGCGCAUGGACCAACUAUACAGCACAGCAGGCCGUCCCCAAAGCCCGGCUUUCACACCAAGCUUUCGCUCCCCUGACAAUCAACUACACCAUUCACCUACCCCUCCUCAACACCCUCAACACUUCCGCUUCCUUCCGUCCCUCGUCCUUCCCAGCCUUGAUCACCAUCGCCAACGACCACCUCACUCUCCUUCACACACUCACUCUUAGCGCCUUGCCCUGUAUCCUCCUCGACUCCCCCUCCCCCUCCUCCUCCUCCGCCUCCGCCUCCGCCUCCCUUCACAAUCCCACAGACAUCUGGUAUACGUCCUCCGCCGCAACCAAUGCAUCUACCGCGUUGGGUAAUCUAGACGACUAUUACGACGAGCUCCUCCCCCACUACGAGCAACUCCUCUCCUCCGCACUGAAGUCAGAACAAGCAUUGCGCCCACCGUGGUUCAAGGCUCUCUUAUGCACACCCAACAACGCUUUGGUGACGCGGUACUUCACCGACAUCUGUCCGUUCGAGAGCGACAUCAAACGGUAUACCCACGUGAAGGCUUGGGUAGCGACAGUGGAAGUCGGGAUCGAAGCAGCCGCACACGAGAAGAGUACCAUUGCUCGGAAGAAGAAGGAGGUCCAAAAGUUGGAGAAGGAGUUGACGUUGUUGGGGAUAAGAUUGCGAAAGGGGGAGAGGAUGGGAGAGGAUGAUAUGAAGCAUUGGUACUUCGAAAAUGUUGCGCUGGUCGGGGGCCAGGUCUGGGGGGUUUUUGUUCAAGAGUUUGAGAGGCUGGAUUGUACCAGGGAUGGCGCCAAGGUGGAUUUGGAGGCAGAUGAGGAUACGAUAAAGGAGAGGAAUGGGUGCAGGUCAGCAAGCAAGGAGGAGGAGGAGGAGGAGGGAUGGAAGGUGGAGGAGAUCUGGACAACAUGA